Messenger RNA from Rotaria sordida, 279 nucleotides. Lineage: Eukaryota; Metazoa; Rotifera; Eurotatoria; Philodinida; Philodinidae. The record is from the annotation of a GenBank genome assembly.
AUGGUAAAAUUACUUGAAUUUACUCUUUCUCAACAUUUAUCAAGCAAUGGGUGCAUAGCGAAUAUUGCUCGACAAAGACCAGAUUAUAUAUGUCGAGUUGUACAAACAUUUGAAGCAUUACAAGUUAAUUUACCACCAACAUUGGUCAAUUCUCAAGUUACUAUUGUUCGAAAGAUAAUUAAAUUAAAAUUAUUAAGUCUUCUGAAACAUCCUACUUCAUUCAAUUUUCAACCACAAAUUACAACAUUAUUAACUGAUCUCGAUGCUACACAAGCUUAA